Molecule: messenger RNA, 783 nt
Organism: Homarus americanus (American lobster)
Lineage: Eukaryota; Metazoa; Arthropoda; Malacostraca; Decapoda; Nephropidae
Exons: 3
Coding region: 101-493 (130 amino acids)
Source: RefSeq, a predicted model, not a curated record
AAAGAACGGCUGUUCACUGUGAGGUACAUCAGUGUAUGGGAGCUGACACGAGGUGCGCUACAACCGUCUUUUACAUAUCCAGUAAAAUAUAAGCAACAACAUGGCCGCUCUUGCAUCCCGUUCUCUGCCUCGUCUCCUCACGUCUCUCCGCACCACCACCACCCUCCGCCCACACGCCCGUACACCCACUACCAGGACCAUCAUCAGUUACCAGGGACUCCAAGGUCUUGGCCAACCACAAAAGACGGUUGAAAUGGAAAUACAUGAAGAAGUGGAGGAGGACGAGAGGACGAGUCUCCACCUUGAGGCUCUCCAGAGGUGGCAGGACGAAGCGCAACGACUGAGGGAGCUCAAGAUCUUGCCUGAGAACCUCGCUAGCGGAGCCCAAGUCGACUCCAGCCCAUGCGAGGUCGUCAGGGAUCUACUGGAAACUUUAAUAGAUGAAGACCUGAUUGAUCCUCGCAGGAGCUGGGUGGCCAAGACCGACUACUGAUAUCCCAGUGAGGAGAAUCUCUGUAUCUCUCUGGUGUUGAUGUAUUAUGUCUGAUCCGUGUUUCUAUGACAAGGGACACACUCAUCCUGCUUUAUAAACAUUUUUGUUUGUCUUAAGGUUUGUUUCUGUGAAGUAAUAUCUACAUUUUCUUUGAGAUUUAUCACGAAUUGUGACCUAAUGACAUAACCAAGUGCACGUGGUAUCUACUAAAACAAAAAUGUUCUAAUGUGACUUGUAAGAAGUGAAAAGAUACAUGGUAUUAUUUGAUUAUCUAUAAAAUUGACACAAGA